AUGAGCCGUGAGAAGAAGAAGGGAACUUCUGGAAACGCUAAGGCAUUCAUAACCCGUGCAAAGGCACUAAAGAAGCUUCAACUCUCUCUUUCCGAGUUCCGCCGUCUUUGCAUCCUCAAGGGGAUUUACCCGCGCGACCCCCGCAAGAAAUUGGAAGGCUCCGACAAGACCUACUAUCUGCGAAAGGACAUCGAUUUCUUGCGACAUGAGCGUCUCAUUUCUACUGUUCGACAGGAGAACGCACACAAGAAGAAGGAGGUCAAGGCUCGCGCGAAGAGGAGAAUUGAUGUCCUGAAGCGUCUCGCUCUCAGUAAGCCGAAGGCCCGUCUCGACCAUCUCGUGGUCGAGAGGUACCCGAAUUUUACCGAUGCUAUUCGCGAGCUGGAUGACCCGGUCUGCGUCGUCGCUCUGUUCGCAAAUUUGCCUGCUGACCACAAAGUUGGUAUUAAGCCGGAGCGUGUCACCAACUGUCAACGCCUGCUCAAAGAAUUUCACAAUUUCGUCGCCGAGACGAAUGCAUUGAAGCGUUGUUUCGUGUCCAUCAAGGGGUACUAUUUUCAGGCGAGGGUUGCUGGCGAGCUUGUCACAUGGGUCACUCCACACCGCUUCAGUCAGGUCUUGCCUGCGGAUGUCGACUAUUCUGUUAUGCUCACCUUUUUGGAGCUGUAUGAAUGUAUUCUCAGCUUUGUUAACUUCCGCUUGUAUACCAGUCAAAAUCUUGCCUACCCUCCGAAAAUCAGUCGCGUCGCAAACGCGAAAGGCUUGGAACUGGCAGCAAUUGAAGUGGAACGGAAGUCAAGUCGCGCGAAUGGAAAUGCGCCCAUGGGACUGCAACUGGACGAAGAGGUACCAGAUCAAGAGCGCGUUUCAGCCCAGGCCGUUAAGAAGGCACAGCAGAUGGUUAUGGACGCCGGAAGCGAGGACGAGGAGGACGAAGAGAACGAGGAGGAAAAGGACGGAAACAAGCAAAGCACUGGGAGCAAGGAGGCGAAUGGUGUACAAGGCGAAUUGUCUGAUGACGACAGAGAUGUGAAUGACGUUUCUUCGGCACGAGGGGUAUUUGAUGAGACCUUAUUCGUACUUGGACGAGAAGUCCCAUACACAGAACUAGAAUUUGUUCUGAAAGCAUCUGGUGCAGCUCGAGUAACUCGAGAAGACGACCUCGUUGAGGGUCCGAACCGAUUAGAGGGAUACACCCAUUGGAUUAUCGACCGACCGAAAAUUGUUGGUCGGAGAGACAUGUCCCUGGAAUACGUUCAGCCCCAGUACAUAUUCGAUUCUAUCAAUGCGGGAGUAGCACUCCCAACUUCCCUAUAUUCACCAGGCAACAAUCUUCCACCUCACCUCAGCCCAUUCGUUACAGAAGAGGACGAUGGAGGAUACCGACCCUGGUUUAAGGACGUUCUGGACCGCAUUAAGGCAGGAGACACCUCUGUCGUCGCAGAAGCAGCUGCCGUUGUCUAUGCGGAGGGCAAUGCGAAGACGAAGGGAGGAAUGGACAAAGGCGGGGAGGCUGAUUUGGCAAUGUCGGGAGAACAGCGCCGGGCGAAAAGGAAGCUUAGUAGAGGUUCUCAAGGAGAUGAAGCGAGUAGUAUGCAAGAUCCCGCAGAAUCCCACAAGCGGAAUCUGGAUGAGAACGAAAACAAAUUUGGUAAGAACGUUGAGAAGGAAGCGUCUGGCAUCGAACGAGUGGGGUCCGGGGGUGUGACAACAAAACAGAGUGAUGGGUCAAAUAAUUCGAAACCGGAAAACGAGGGCACAAGCGUCGACAGCAUGUCAGAAGAAGAAAAAUCUGAGGAGGAAUCAGAAGAGGAGGAAUCGGAGGAAGAGGAGGAGGAAGAGGAGGAGGAAGCGAUGUCAAAGGAGAAAGAGUCAGAGAUAGCUAAAGAAGGGAAGGAAAUGGCCGCACUGAUGAUGAGCAGGAAGAGGAUGAAACAGUACAAAAGGCACAAACGCGAAGAGCAAGCCAAGCAGGUGGUCAGAGAUCGUCUCACCGCCAAACGGAAGCAAAUAGAAAGCGAGCGAACUCCAGUGGCUGAGAAGACAAGAAAACGCCGCAAGUCGAAAGCGUGA
Messenger RNA from Chondrus crispus (carragheen), 2073 nucleotides. RefSeq lists its product as hypothetical. Bases 1 to 2073 code for a protein of 690 amino acids. Gene Ontology annotation, cellular component: nucleolus; PeBoW complex. Gene Ontology annotation, biological process: ribosome biogenesis; maturation of LSU-rRNA from tricistronic rRNA transcript (SSU-rRNA, 5.8S rRNA, LSU-rRNA). Gene Ontology annotation, molecular function: RNA binding. The record is from RefSeq and is a predicted model, not a curated record. NCBI's taxonomy places the organism in Eukaryota, Rhodophyta, Florideophyceae, Gigartinales, Gigartinaceae. The transcript has a single exon.